AUGACUCCUUCGAAAUGGACUAGUGGCAGUGAGAAAGGUUUUGGUGUCUGUCUAGGGAACAUGAGCUUUGGCCUCUGGAUGGUUUUUAACUCUGUUACCAACAAUCUGAAUUUAAUUGAAUUUUCAUUUGGUUUUGUUCUUCAAAAGGAGGUAGAAUUAGAUUUUGUUGUUGGAAUGUUGGGGUUGCUUUUGAUAGCAAUUAUCAUGGGAUCAGCUUGUUGUGUUGCUGCAAAGGAUCAAACUAUUCCCAGCAGAACUGGAGGUGAACGUUUACAUAGAAAUGCUGUAUGUUCGCCACCAUGGAGUUUUCGAUGGGAUAGUUGGGGCCAUGUUGGUCGAGAAAUUGAGAAUCCUUCCUUUCAGACAUCUCGUGGAGUCAGUAGAAAUGCUAGCAUGGAGUUUAAAGGAUCGUUAAGUUCUGAAAGAGGCCAUUUUUCUGAUAGGGUCAGCAACCUAGAGAAUUCUGUAACACCUAUAUCUCUGAAGUCCCCUGUUCAUGAUCAUUUGGCUAGAAGUCAGAUGACUCCAUCUUCAGAUCUAUCUAUGUCAAGUAAUUGCUCUGCAGUGGUGAAGAAUCUGAUGAUUGAAUCACCUGAGAUUGCAGAAUGUUCAGUACCAAAUUGUUCAAUAUCUUCAGUUUUCCCAACUCCUACAUCAGAUUCAAUGCCUAAUCAUAAUUAUCACAAUCUUCCUAACUCAAUGCCAUCCAGGUGGGCUCAUCGGUCUCCGGGACACCCACUGUCGAGACAAAUAUCUGAUAGUCGGAUUCUGGGUGUGAAAUCACCUGACACAUCAAUUUCUGAAGGCAGGCCAUCAUUUGUACUCUCCAAUUGCAGCAACGAUAUGGCAUCAGGAUCCCAAUGUGGUUCAUCUGAUGGCUGGUCUAUGCGCACCUUUUCUGAAAUGGUAGCCUCAUCUCAAAAGGAAAGGUGGUCUUUUGACAGCGAGUAUUCAGGUUCAGGUCGUCACAAGAUAAGUGGAAUAAGUAGCAGGUUUUCUUAUUCUCCCUCCAUGGACGUACAAUCUUGUGGGGCUUGUUCCAAGCUCCUGACUGAGAGAUCUGCAUGGGGAAGCCAGAAAUUUAUGGGCUGCAGUGACCUCUCAGUUGUUGCUGUACUGGUGUGUGGUCAUGUUUAUCAUGCGGAAUGCUUGGAGACUAUGACACCAGAGGCAGAUAGUUAUGAUCCAGCUUGUCCAAUUUGUAUGAUUGGAGAGAAGCACUUGUCAAAGUUAUCCAAAAAAGGCCUUAGGAGUGAAUCAGAGACCAAGACCAAGAACUACAGGAUAUCCAGAAACCGAGUAGUUGAUAGCUACCUUGAUGGUGGGUUAGAUGUUUUUGAUCGCCUAAAAGAGGUAGUUACUAAGAUGGAACCUAGCUCCAGUAGGAGUUCAUUUGGAAAGCCGUUCUUGAGGCGACGUUUUUCAUUGGGAUCUAAGUGGAGUCGGUCCUUAUUGGAGAAUGAUUCUGUAAGGAAGAAGGGCUUUUGGGCGAGAUACCGCAAAGACUGA
Molecule: messenger RNA, 1509 nt
Organism: Sphenostylis stenocarpa
Lineage: Eukaryota; Viridiplantae; Streptophyta; Magnoliopsida; Fabales; Fabaceae
Source: the annotation of a GenBank genome assembly